Tilletiaria anomala UBC 951 is the source of this 1159-nucleotide messenger RNA. RefSeq lists its product as uncharacterized. Lineage: Eukaryota; Fungi; Basidiomycota; Exobasidiomycetes; Georgefischeriales; Tilletiariaceae. Gene Ontology annotation, cellular component: intracellular anatomical structure. Bases 142 to 1128 code for a protein of 328 amino acids. The record is from RefSeq and is a predicted model, not a curated record. Gene Ontology annotation, molecular function: pyridoxal phosphate binding. The transcript has 2 exons.
CCUGUAACGCAGCUGAGAGGGUAAAGCGCGGUACAAAAAGUUGAUCACUUUGUGCCAAUGAAGGCUGCACCGUACUUUUUGAAGCGCACUAUUGCAUCAUCCAGAGUCCGAAGCGAAACCUUCUUUCGAGCGUACGGCAUCAUGAGCAAUGCCAGCUACGGCGCUUUCCCGCGUCCGACGGACGAGCGGGCGCAGGUCGUUGCUCAACGGAUACAAGGAGUGCGCGAAAGGGUCAAACUUGCAGCUGCAAGGAGCAAGGAGAUUGGUGGGUCGGGAAAGGAGCCGCGGCUUGUCGCGGUUUCCAAGCUCCACCCUCCUUCUGCGAUCAUGGCAGCAUAUGUGGAGGCGAAGCAAGUACAUUUUGGUGAAAACUACGUACAAGAACUUGUCGAAAAGGCCAAAGUGCUGCCAGCCGAGCUGAGAUGGCAUUUCGUCGGUGGUCUACAAAGCAACAAAGGCAAGGCACUCGCCGCGAUUCCGAAUCUGUAUCUGCUGGAGACGCUAGACUCCGUGAAAGCAGCAAAUGUGCUGGAGAAGGCGCUGGCAGCACAUGACAAUGAUCGCAAAGAGCCAUUGCGCGUAUAUAUUCAAGUCAACACCAGCGGUGAAGCAGCAAAAAGCGGAGUGCAGCCGUUGUUGAGCGAAGCCGACCUUGCAAAGCCAGAGCACCCUCUCAUCGCACUAGCGCGGCAUGUCAUCGCUACGUGUCCGCACAUUCUUUUCCUUGGGCUCAUGACCAUCGGAGCAGCAUCCAAUAGUGCCAGCGCUGACUCAUCCAAAGCAGCGAGCGGCCGCGAAGAGAUCAUCAAAGCGAAUCCGGACUUCGAGCGGCUAAUCACGAGCCGGCGACUGCUGGUCAAGGCCCUGCGCUCGGAUCAGGACCUCGGCAAGGCUGUGGAGGCGAAUACUGCUGCGAAAUCUGUGGUGCUCGAAUUUUACAAGACCAGGUUACUGGGAGGUGGCGAGCGGGAAGGAGGACUAGAAUUGAGCAUGGGCAUGAGUGCAGAUCUUGAAACCGCCACUAUGGCAGGCAGCGAUAAUGUGCGUGUGGGGAGCGAUUGCUUCGGCCAGCGCGCACAGACACGAGACGAAGCGAUGAGAGCAAUGGAACACGAACUCAAACAAUAGAUGCAAUUUUUGACCCCUUGUCAUGAGCUGC